This is a messenger RNA of Blumeria graminis f. sp. triticale, 912 nucleotides long. Lineage: Eukaryota; Fungi; Ascomycota; Leotiomycetes; Helotiales; Erysiphaceae. The record is from the annotation of a GenBank genome assembly.
AUGUCGGAAACUCCGGGAAACAAUCACCCACUGCCCCAAACGCAAGAGAAGGAUCAGAUUCAAUGUUCAAAAUGCACACCUCCCUCGUCACCCAAGUCGCCACCACUCACCCCCAAAACUUUUCCAAGUUUAGCUAGGGACUCUCUCUAUCAAACAGACCGGGCUAUCUCCUAUGCCUCGGAACUCCUAUCGACUUCCUCUGGACGCGAUGCUAUUCUCAUGGCCAUCUGUUACUCAACAUUAUUAACAUCAUCGCUGCUCUCAUCAAUCUUUCAGGCUCGUCUUCGUCUAAAGACUCGCAAUUUAUACAAAAAAAUUCAUAGAUUUUCCCCAAAUCUAAUUUUUAUUCUUCAAAUCACGAAGAGCCCAUCUUCUUCUCUGUUGAUACUAUCCCAGCAGCUAAAAGCACUGAGUUCUCUCAUCUCUGACGUACGGAUGUUUAGCCGCCUUUGGGGGCUCUUCGAAAUCUGGGCGUGGGCCAAAAAAUCAGUUUUGAACAACCCACACCCAGAUUCGUGGAUAAGACGAAUUGAGAAAACUCAGAUCCUUGUGAACUUAGCUUAUCAGUACUUGGAAAACUACGCGUAUCUCAGUUCUAAAGGCGUUCUCGGCCUAUCUACCGAAGCCCAGAGCAAAGCAUGGGUUUACAGCUCUCGUUUUUGGGUAGCCCAUAUACUCCUGGAACUUGCGCGACUCUGGAGAGAAAGGGGCUUGCACGAGGAAAAGACAGAGAAAGAAUGUGAUUGGACCUCUAAUUGGAGGCGACAGGUUCUUUUAAAUGCGGCCUAUGCGCCACUAGCGGCUCAUUGGAGCUCCCAGGGAGGUCUCAUACCAGAAUUCUGUGUGGGAUUAUUUGGAAGCAUUAUUGGUCUAAACAAAGUCAUUCACCUCUGGAGGAACUGUGCUCUGUAA